AUGGAGGGAGCGCAAUCGGCACUGCGGCACAGAUUGCAGUACAGGAGUGGGGAUCAAGGGGUAAAUAAAGCGGCAAAUGGGGCGGCAAAUGGGGCGGCAAAUGGGGCGGCAAAUGCAAAGGAAAACACCAAUGACACGACAAAAACAGACGCCACGGCCAGCACGAACGCCGCGGCCAGCGAAGAGACGAGCUUCCCCCCAGUGGAAAACACCCUCAUUAAGGUAACCCUCUUCGUAGUACUGAUAAUACACACAUUGCUCAUCUAUGUGACUAUAAAAACGAUGAAGAUGGAAAAGUUAAAAUACAAACUGAAGGAAGAGAGUAUCAUUUUCAUCACAGAAGUAAUAAAAUUGAUUAUCUCCAGCUUCCUCUAUCUGCACGAGAAUAAAUUCAAUCUAACUUGGGUGCGAGAAAACAUCACUGAUGUAUUGACCAAGAAGAGGAGUUACGUCAUCUCCCUAACCGUGCCCACCAUCAUGUACUACUUUCAGAACAUAUUUUUUUAUGUCUCCAUGUCGAGUAUUCCCAUCCCCUUAUUCCAACUGCUAUACCAGUUUAGGAUCCUCGUAGUGGUCCUUUUUACUUAUAUUCUUUUGAAGAGGAGAAUAAAAAUGUCGCAGCUCAUUUCGAUUGUCUUCCUGUUCCUUUCGCUGGUGUGUCUGAAGGAUUACAACCUGGGGAAGGACGCGCAUAAUUGGGGUAUCAGAAAUGCACCCAGUAGGGGUAAACUGAUCCACGCACACACCGAGCGAUUCUGGAACGUUUUCCCUUUAGAAGACAACGACGUGAAGGACCUCAAGGCAAUUCUGCUUUACAACAUGAAGGCGAAGUCUCUAAAUAGGAACACCCCAUUCGUUUUCUCUACCCUUUGGAGAGCAUUAAAAAAAAGGGAAGUCUUCCUAAAUAUGCUGAACAGAACUUCGUGCCCCCAGUCCGUGUCUCACCCUGACCCCAAGAGAAUUUCCUACGAUGUAGUAAAUCAUUCGAAGAGAAUCUCGACAGAUGGGUCGAUAACUGACGUAGAAGCAUGUAAGGUCGGGACUACACCGAGGGAUGCUACCCCUUCACAUGGGCACCCCUGCCAUCAUAAGUACCCGCCCGGUAAUACGGUGACGCCGAAGAAAAAUACACAAAAUAACAUCAUAACAGGUGUCCUGACAACCUUUUUGGCAACCUUCACCAGUGGGUUUUCCUGCGUCUUCCUCGAGUCACUCUACCUCAACUAUAGAUACUCCUUCUGGUUUCAGAAUAUGUUCCUGGCCUUUUUCACAAUCAUUCUGAGCCUCUCCACCAGGCACUUGGACAUAUCAUCAGUGUUUAGGAGGUUACCUCGAGGGGGGGAAGCCCCAAAGGGAGAAGUCAUAGAGGCAAACGCCUCGAAGGAAGAAGUCGUGAAGGUAAACGCCGCGAGGGAAGAGCACCGUCCCACGGGUGCACCCCGCCACGGGGAGGGACAACCAGAUGACGGGCCUCUACCAAACGGAGUGACUCUUCUUCCUUCCACUCAUUUUAACUCGGUAAGGGAAUUCCUAUACGUUGCCUUGCUGAUAAUCCUAAACAGCGUCGGCGGGAUCAUAACGUCUGUUUUUAUCAAACACGUGGGGAGCUUUUCCCGCUUCUUUGUCACUCCAAUUAGUUUGUUAUUAAAUACAUACAUAUCCUCCAUUUAUUUUAAAGAUUUUCGCUUUACGAUGAAUUACUUCAUUUCGCUUGUGUUUGUUUCUUUCUCUUUGUUCUUUUACUUCAGAGGAUGCAUGUAG
Plasmodium inui San Antonio 1 is the source of this 1761-nucleotide messenger RNA. RefSeq lists its product as hypothetical. Gene Ontology annotation, cellular component: Golgi membrane. NCBI's taxonomy places the organism in Eukaryota, Apicomplexa, Aconoidasida, Haemosporida, Plasmodiidae. The record is from RefSeq and is a predicted model, not a curated record. Bases 1 to 1761 code for a protein of 586 amino acids. The transcript has a single exon. Gene Ontology annotation, biological process: pyrimidine nucleotide-sugar transmembrane transport. Gene Ontology annotation, molecular function: pyrimidine nucleotide-sugar transmembrane transporter activity.